AUGUUACCGAUUCUCGUGACUCUGAUCGAGAUCAAGGACGGGUUCGAGCUGAAAAAAAAGGGAAGAGAUGAGCUUAAGGUGCUGAAGAAAUCGCUCCAGAUUCUAAAACGCAUGGCGACAACAACAGGCUACCAAGGGAAGCUCUUGCGAGAAGACAUUGCAAAGGUGGUGUUCACGAUCAGGCACCUAAGAAACAUCCUCGAGCACGCACAAAACCAUCCAGUUCUACAAGAACUCGCUCUCGACAUCCUCACGAACCUGGCUCUGGACGACUGCGCGAGAGAAAACAUCGGCAGCACGGGUGGGAUCAUCCGGAACAUCCUCCAGAUCUUUCUACAAGGCACGGAACAAGCGACUGCAAACAGCAAGCUACGUUUGUGCCAGAAAGCUGGCGAAGCACUCAACGUCUUGGCGCUGAGAAGCCCGGGAAACUGUCGGAGAAUGUGUAGAGGCGACGAGAAAACUCUGGACCAGAUAAUCGCCAAGCUCGCGGACAAUCCAAAGCUCGCGACUCGCGCGGCGAAGAUCCUUCGCAACCUCUGUGCGUUUUUGAGCCAGGAGGAAGCGCGUAGAGUGGCGACCUCCACGCCAAAACUUCUAGAGUUUAUCCUUGUCGCGGAAGGAAAAGAGCUAGAAGCGGCUCUAGGACUAGCAGCAGCCACAGUUCCACACUCAAACAAAUCCUCUCUAGACAAACACAUCGACUCGAGAGCUCUAGCGCACAAAAUCGCGGGGAUUCUACGCCGACCACCGCCCUCCCACAAGCUCUUGCGGCUCAGGCGCUACGCUGUGGAGCUGCUCACGGUUCUCGCCAAAAGCAGCGAGAGAUUCAAGCGAGAGAUCCAAGAAGCGGGCAUUGCAAUGCAUCUAAGACAAAUGCUGGACACGAUCUCGGACGUGGAGAAUUUCUACACCUUCUCGGGGGAAUUCGGACUCACCAGGCAUGUCAAGACGAUGGAAUGUCUUCUCGCGCUCGCGCAGCGGGCGCUCGAAGAACCCUAA
Molecule: messenger RNA, 1002 nt
Organism: Selaginella moellendorffii
Lineage: Eukaryota; Viridiplantae; Streptophyta; Lycopodiopsida; Selaginellales; Selaginellaceae
Exons: 1
Coding region: 1-1002 (333 amino acids)
Source: RefSeq, a predicted model, not a curated record